AUGGCAGACUCAGGGUCCCCCUCCACAGCCACAACUGUUGUUGCAGUGGGCCUGGUUGCCGUCACAGUCGGCUACUUUCUAGGCCAGGGGUCCAAUAUUGGGCUAUUCAGCAUUUCUGGGAAAACCCCACAGCCUGCUAGUAAGAUGAGGAGCUGGCCAAAUAGCUACAAUGUUACAAUACAUCCUGACUCCAGUGACGAGGAGUUGAUGGCACAACAGAGGGCUGGGGCCGGAACACAAGCAGAUGAUAAUGAAAGUGAUGAAGAAUGUGAUGGGAAAGAGCUGAAGGAUUUCUCGAAUACUGCAGAAGAAGUCAAGUUGGUAUUGGUGGUGAGGACGGACCUCGGUAUGGGGAAAGGCAAAAUUGCAGCACAAUGCUCCCAUGCAACGCUAGCCUGCUAUAAAUACCUCAUCAACCAUGCGCCCUCAGCUGCUCUCUUGCAACGAUGGGAAAGAGGAGGCCAACCCAAGAUAGCAGUGCAAGCCAAAUCAGAAGACGAUUUGAUGACUUUGCAAGCACAAGCAGUAAGCUUAGGCCUGUGCACAAGAGUUAUACAUGAUGCGGGAAGGACUCAAAUAGCUGCAGGUAGUGCAACUGUCCUGGGUGUCCUAGGGCCGAAGAGUGUCGUCGACCAGGUUACAGGACAGCUAAAGCUUCUCUGA
This is a messenger RNA of Endocarpon pusillum Z07020, 663 nucleotides long. RefSeq lists its product as uncharacterized. The transcript has 2 exons. Gene Ontology annotation, cellular component: mitochondrion; cytosol. NCBI's taxonomy places the organism in Eukaryota, Fungi, Ascomycota, Eurotiomycetes, Verrucariales, Verrucariaceae. The record is from RefSeq and is a predicted model, not a curated record. Bases 1 to 663 code for a protein of 220 amino acids. Gene Ontology annotation, molecular function: peptidyl-tRNA hydrolase activity.